Messenger RNA from Lutra lutra (Eurasian river otter), 2186 nucleotides. RefSeq names its product ER membrane associated RNA degradation (gene ERMARD). The transcript has 18 exons. Bases 22 to 2181 code for a protein of 719 amino acids. The record is from RefSeq and is a predicted model, not a curated record. Lineage: Eukaryota; Metazoa; Chordata; Mammalia; Carnivora; Mustelidae.
GUUCCCUUCCUCCCGGGUGGGAUGAGCGUCGCUCCGCAGCGGCCGCUGCCUGCGUCCCGGGGCCGCGCCGUGUCCGGGUCCGUCCCGUGUGAGACCCGCCUUGGUGCAGGCCGUGGGGCGGCUCUUGCGGGGAUGCUAAUGGAGGAUCCGACUGCCACUUGUCUGUCUCCCCCAGUCUAUGAUAUGAUCUGUAAACUGGGCUUCGAAGUCAGAGAAAAUUGGGAUAUCGAUCGCAUUGUAACCCAGAGGGGAGACGUGUGCUGGCCGACCAUCACAGCCUGUGUGAUGUAUACACGGUCAGGUCUGUGUGCUCUCAGCUCCCCGAGCGCAUCCCAGAGUCUGGAUUACCGGGGCAGCGUGCGGCUGCUGGGCCCUGUGUGUGAGGCCGUCCACUCACAUUUGUUAUCUCUGACCAAGGGACAGUUUGAGACCCGAUACGCGCCGUGGCUGCAGUGGACAGCUUUUCCAGAGUUAUUUCCUGAAAUAUUUGCUGCUUUGGAAAGCCUCCAGGGUCCCGCCAUCUCUCUUGGCUUAAUGAAACUGACGGCGUGUCUAGAACGGGCUUUGGGAGAUGUGCUCGUCCUGCUCGGGAAGGACUGCCCCUUCCUUCUGCGAGACCUGCUUGCGUCUGAGGAGCUCGCUGCGGUCUUCGGGCGGCCUGUGAUGGACGUGCUGAAGGUCUUCGUCGGAUCCCCGUGUGGACUCAACUUGCGUAACGUGCUGUGGCACGGGUUUGCCUCCCCUCGCGAGAUCCCCCCGAAGUACUGUUCAAUGAUGAUGCUCUUGACCGCGGGGCUGGGCCAGCUGCUGAAGAGGUACUUGGAGCAAACGAGACGUGUGCUGGCGCACCGACCUCGCGUAGCUCUCCCACACCUGGAGGAGGCGGCUGUUUUCCCUGACGUUACGCCCGAGGUACUUGGCGUGUUAGAAGACGUGAUGAGGAACUCCACCUUCAUCCGGAAGGUCAUGAUGCCGUACUGGGAAGCUGCGUUCCUCAGCUUCCGGUCACACAGGUUUGCUGACUGUGCCGUGUUGUUACUGACGCAGCUGGAGGCGGGACUUAGGAGAGUUUUUGCCGCCGUUAACCAGUGUCCGAGAAGACUUCUGACCGCUGAGCCCACGGCUCUUUAUACCACCUUUGAUGAAAUAUUGGCAAAACACUUGAACGACGGUAAAAUCAAUCAGCUUCCUCUUUUCCUUGGAGAGCCUGCGAUGGAGUUUCUUUGGGAUUUCUUAAACCAUCAGGAGGGCCCUCGUAUAAGAGACCGUUUAAGCCACGGGGAAAUCAACUUACCUGAAUUUCCAAAGGAAGCAGCAGAUCAGUUGCUUGCGUUUUCUGGGGUCCUUUUGCUCAGAUUCGUUGAUGAAGAUCUGUCAGCAGCCUUCAAGGAAGAAGCCGCGAUCGGAUCACUGGCCGCUCUCGCAGACGGUUACCGCGCUCACUUCCACCCAGUUUCUCAGCUGAAAAAACAGGUGCUGAGCUGUGAGAAGAGCAUCAGGGUUUGGCCCCUCCUGCCUUUGCCAGAAGAGGCCGCCCGAUCAGUGGCUACUUCCGAAACACAUGCCUGCGAGGCUUUCGUCACAGAAAUCCUGCGAGAGCUGCUCCGCCAUCUGCCCGAGCGCGACGGCCUUGUCAGCGGCUGGGAUGGUCUCCCCGCUGGGAGGUGGCCUGAGGCGAUCCAGGAACUCUGCGGCACCCCCAUCUGGACUCUCUUCUGUCCCAGAACCGUCCUGGAAGUGGUCACUGUGCUCCGAAGCAUCGGGGCCUGCUGCGCCUGCGUGUCCCGCCAGGUCGCCGCCUCGGUAGAGCUGAGACACCGGCAGUGGGUGGAAAGGAGGCUGCGCUCUCGGCAGAGGCAGACCUACCUGCACAUGGUGAGCAGUGUUAAGCUUCUGUCCCCUGUGCUUCAGUUGAUUUUAUUGCUGAUUGCCCUGGAGCUGGUCAACAUUCACAUGGUUGGUGGGAAAAGUCCCUGUGAAUAUCAACAGUAUCUAAAGUUCUUGAAGUCCGUCUUGCAGUACACGGAGAAGCUGGUGGUUUACACCAGCCAGCAGAGGAACAAGUGGAGCGAAACUAUCAGUCUUACUCGGGCCGCUCUACUGAAGAUGUGGAAUUUUACUGAGAAGAAGCAAAUGUUGAUACACUUAGCCGAGAAAUCUGCAAGUAAAGGAGUCCCGUGAAAACA